GUGGUCUCGCUCCACGACUCCUGCACUUGACGUGCACUUAACUACCGAACUCACCCAUGUCUGAGGUCUCUGACAUUUGUCAUAAUUAUGGUGACAUUUAAAUAUUUUGGUAAAAACCGUGGUAAAAACAUAAACAAUCAACAUAUUACUAUAAAAUAUUGAAAUAUAUUAAUUAAUGGAAUAUGGAUAUAGAAGACUUAAAUUCUUACCAACAACAGUUGAUUCAAAUAAAUCAAGCCCUCUUGGUAGCUCCAGAAGGACCGGAGAAAAAUGAAUUAUUGAGUUUAAAAGCCAAUAUUGAAGAACUCUUAGAAUUAACAAAUGAUUGUACAGAAUCUAAUAACAGUGAUAAAUUUGAAGAUGAAUUUGCAGCAUUUAUGGCUGAAAUGCAAAAUGAAGGAGCAGUAGAGAGAAAGAAUGAUGAAGUAAAUUUAAAAGAUAUAGAGGGCAAGAAAUGCAAAGCCCCUCAUAAACACCAAUGGGGUAAUGUGGCCUAUCACAAUGCAAUGAUUUGUUCUGUUUUAUCUGAUAAAAACGAGGAACUUAAAGUUAAAGUUCUAUACACGAAUCCAACUCACCAAGAAAUGUUACCUUGUCCAUUUUAUUUUGAAUCAGACUGUAAGUUUUCUGAAGACCAAUGCAAAUUUUCUCAUGGUGAAGUAGUUUUAUAUUCCAGUCUCCAAGAAUAUGUCCAACCAAACUUUGAACUACUCACAAAAGGAAGUUCAGUAUUAGCAAAACAAUCAAAUAACCUCUGGUACAGGGCAAAAAUAAAAAAUAUAUAUGAAGAAAAAUGUCUAGUAAAAUUUGAGUGCGAUUCUAAAGAAUUAGAAGUAAACUUAGAACAUGUUCUGCCAUUAGAAAGUGAUGAUAAUAGUAGUACGGAUGAAGAUAGUGAUAGUGCUGAAGAUGAGGACAUAAUUAACCAAAAAGACAUUAUAAAUCAAAGUCUUAUGAUCACCCCAGAUAGUCAAGCUUUAGGAGAUUGGGAGAAGUAUACAAAGGGCAUGGGUUCCAGGCUUAUGAUAAAAAUGGGGUAUAUUGUUGGAACUGGGUUAGGAAAAAAUGCUGAAGGAAGAGUUAAUCCAGUUAGUGCAGUUGUAUUUCCUGUCGGAAAGUCCCUAGACCACUGUAUGAAACUGAAAGAACAAGCUGGUGGCGACAAAGAUCUAUUUAGCGUUGAAAAGAAGAUGAAACGUCUUCAAAAGAAACAAGAAAUUCAAAGUAAAAAGGCUUAUGAAAGAGAACUGAAAAAACAAGAUGUAUUUACAUUCAUAAACAAAACCUUUCAACAGAAAACAGAGGAUAAAGGUCCAAGACAAGAGAGGGAUAACCUAAAGCAGGAUACUUCAAGAAAUUUAAAUAUAAAAAGUUUGCAGGUAGAAAAAGACAUCAAAGAUGCAGAGAGGGAUUUGCAAAAUAUUCAAAAUUCCUUAGCAAGACAUACAGACGUUACUUCUGAUGUUUAUAAAAAGUUGAAAAAUAGAUUUCUAGAACGACAAGGAGAUAUACAAAAUUUCCAACGUCAAGCGCAAAAUAUAAAAUGUGAACAAAGUUUGAGAGACAACAAGAAAAAAAUGACAGUAUUUUAGUUAUAAAAAUUAUGAAUAUUUAAAUCUUAAAUCAUGUGUAAAAUAUGUUAAAAAAAUAAUAUAGUUUGAGAUAAGUAAUCUAUUAGUUUUGUGAGUCAAAAAACUUUUAUUUUGUAAAGAACAAUCUGAGCAUUUGAGUACAGUAUACCUGUUUUUAAUAAAUUAUAAAUAUACAAUGAUAAAUUUAUUGCUAUCAUACACCUGUUAAAAUCCUUUUUUUGUUCUAACUGGUAAUAGUGAUUCCUUGGCGUAAUUAAAAACUGUAAGCAGCCCAAGCUUCUUGCUUCUUUUUGAAAAGUAAUUCGAUACUACAUCUGCAUCUAAAAAAAAAUUAGAUGUUUAGUUAAUAUUAAUACAGAAAUAAAUAUAGUAC
Messenger RNA from Psylliodes chrysocephalus, 1965 nucleotides. The record is from the annotation of a GenBank genome assembly. NCBI's taxonomy places the organism in Eukaryota, Metazoa, Arthropoda, Insecta, Coleoptera, Chrysomelidae.